GGGUUGCAGGAGGCGGGCGGGGGAGGAGCGCCGCGGGCGGGCGGGGCCAGCUGGGCGGCCGGGCCAUGCAGGGCGCAGAGCCGGCUAAGUGCUACUGAGACCCGGCUCUGCGCGCCCAGGAGCGGCUGGUGCCCCCCGCGCUCCCCACUCUGCUACCGCAACUGGGCUACAUCUGGACAGGGCGCCGCUCGGCGGGGCCGAAGCAGGGCCACAAUGCUGCUUGGGGCAUCUCUGGUGGGGAUGCUGCUGUUCUCCAAGCUGGUGCUGAAACUUCCUUGGACCCAUGUCGGGUUCUCCCUGCUGUUCCUCUACCUGGGGUCUGGCGGCUGGCGCUUCAUCCGAAUCUUUAUCAAGACUAUCAGACGUGAUAUCUUCGGUGGCAUAGUGCUCCUGAAGGUGAAGUCCAAGGUCCGCCAGCACCUGCGGGAGCGGCGCACAGUGCCCAUCUUGUUCGCCUCCACAGUCCAACGUCACCCUGACAAGACGGCCCUGAUCUUUGAGGGCACGGACACCCACUGGACCUUCCGCCAGCUAGAUGACUACUCAAGCCGUGUGGCCAACUUCCUGCAGGCCCGGGGCCUGGCCUCGGGUGAUGUGGUUGCCCUCUUCAUGGAGAACCGCAAUGAGUUUGUGGGCCUGUGGCUGGGCAUGGCCAAGCUGGGCGUAGAGGCGGCGCUCAUCAACACCAACCUCCGGCUGGACGCCCUGCGCCACUGCCUGACCUCCUCUCAGGCCCGGGCUCUCAUCUUUGGCAGCGAGAUGGCCCCAGCUGUCUGGGAGAUCCACACCAGCCUGGACCCCUUGCUCAGUCUCUUCUGCUCCGGUCCCUGGGAACCCAGCGCGGUGCCCGCUGGCACAGAACACCUGGACCCCCUGCUGGAAGAGGCCCCCAGGCACCUACCCAGCCGCCCCAACAAGGGCUUCUUAGAUAAGCUCUUCUACAUCUACACGUCAGGUACCACAGGGCUGCCCAAAGCCGCCAUCGUGGUGCACAGCAGGUAUUACCGCAUGGUUGCCCUGGUGUACUACGGAUUCCGCAUGCGGCCCGACGACAUUGUUUAUGACUGCCUCCCUCUCUACCACUCUGCAGGAAACAUCGUGGGAAUCGGGCAGUGCCUGCUCCGCGGCAUGACAGUGGUGAUCCGGAAGAAGUUCUCAGCUUCCCGGUUCUGGGACGAUUGUAUCAAGUACAACUGCACAAUUGUGCAGUACAUCGGCGAACUGUGCCGCUACCUCCUGAACCAGCCACCCCGGGAGGCAGAAAACCGGCACCGGGUGCGCAUGGCACUUGGCAACGGCCUCCGACAGUCCAUCUGGACCGACUUUUCUAGCCGCUUCCACAUCCCCCAGGUGGCCGAGUUCUAUGGGGCCACUGAGUGCAACUGCAGCCUGGGCAACUUCGAUGGCCAGGUGGGGGCCUGUGGCUUCAACAGCCGCAUCCUGUCCUCUGUGUACCCCAUCCGGCUGGUACGUGUCAACGAGAACACCAUGGAGCUGAUCCGGGGACCUGAUGGCGUUUGCCUCCCCUGCAAGCCAGGUGAGCCAGGCCAGCUAGUGGGCGCCAUCAUCCAUAAGGACCCCCUGCGGCACUUCGAUGGCUACCUCAACCAGGGCGCCAACAAUAAGAAGAUUGCCAACGAUGUCUUCAGGAAGGGGGACCAGGCCUACCUCACCGGCGAUGUGCUGGUGAUGGACGAGCUGGGCUACCUGUACUUUCGGGACCGCACGGGGGACACGUUCCGCUGGAAAGGGGAGAACGUGUCCACCACCGAGGUGGAGGGCACGCUCAGCCGUCUGCUGGACAUGGCUGACGUGGCAGUGUAUGGCGUCGAGGUGCCAGGAACUGAGGGCCGGGCUGGAAUGGCUGCUGUGGCCAAGCCCUUUGGCAGCUGUGACCUGGAGCACUUUGCCCGACUCUUGGACAAGGAGCUGCCCCUGUAUGCCCGCCCCAUCUUCCUGCGCUUCCUGCCUGAGCUACACAAAACAGGGACCUUUAAGUUACAGAAGAUGGAGCUGCGGAAGGAGGGCUUUGACCUGAAGGUUGUGAAAGACCCGCUGUUCUACCUGGAUGCCCGGAAGGGCCGCUACGUCCCACUGGACCAAGAGGCCUACACCCGCAUCCAGGCAGGCGAGGAGAAGCUGUGAUUGGCCCCAGGUCCCUCUGAGGGCCAGUGGAUGCUGGAUCCAGAGCCCCAGCUCCCACCCCAGAGGGGUCCUGGGCGAAGCCAGACCAAAGCAAGCAGGGCCCAGCACCUUGACCCAGAAGCGCUGACCCCUUCUCCUCAAAACUGCCAAGGGACUCACUGCCGCCUCCCCCGCCCCCAAGGCUUUCUGUGAAAGCCUCACAUCCAUGUUAUGUCUUCGAGGCCACGCAGGGCCUCUGGACCCCAGGCUGAGACUGAGACCCUCAGGAUGAUGUCUUGGGUCAGGGCAGGGGGAGGUGGGAGAUCACCAAGCACUCCCCAAAGAGCAGGCAGCUUGUAAAUGGGACCAAGGCAGAAGCUCCCAGACUCAGGAAGCCAGCCAAGUGGGCAAGGGCAGUGGUGGCUUUGGAUCAGGUAUCCAGAGAGGAUCUAGACCCUGGCGCUGCUCAGAUGUCACCCAGCCCAGGCGGCGCCUGCAGGAGGGCAGGAGGAGGACUGGACGCAGCAGUUGGCCUGGACAGAGCAUGCCCUCCUCCUCUCCCUGGGUGGCUACCUGGCUCUCCCUCUGGCAGGACUUUUCUGUCUCUGUGGGUCUGUCUGUCCGUGUCACCAUCUCCAUCUCUGUACUGGCCUAGCUGUGAGACAAGAAGGGGUGGGAGGCGCUCAGGGGCCAAUAAACUCUGCCUUGACUCCUCCAGCCUGUGUGCAUGCUACCUGAGCUCACCUCUAGCCUGAUCAGGCCCCAGCUCCUGCCCCAGGCACUCACUUGCCCAUUUAUUCAUUCAUUGGGACUGAGGGAUGUGGCAGGUAAGAGGCCACAGCCCCUGUCCGCAGUGUUAUCUCAGACUGAGGGCAGUUCCCACCUGAGCCUGGCAAGGUGUUUUAACAGCAUGAGCUUGAAAGUCCAAACCAACUGUGUCACUUAGGAGCUUGUGGCCUUGGGCAAGUGGCUCAGUGUCCUCAUCUAUGACAUGGGAAUAAUCAGGAUUCAGAGAGCUAAAGGUAGCCAUUAUGAGAAAAGGGCUGUUCAGAGUCUUUGAGGGAGGAAACCCUAGCCCAUGGUGGGGUCCCAUCUCCAGACCCUUGCUCAUGCGGUUCCCUCUGCUGGGGUCCAUUUUCCCAGGGUCUUGGAGGCCGUGGGAGGCAAAGUAGGGCUUCCUAACCAGCUGGGUGGUCUAGGAAAGUUCCUGGAGCAGUCUUUCCAGUGCUGUAGUCAGCAGUGCCAGUGGAAGGCCACCUGUCUCUAGAGCCCAUUGCUGGAGUCACACCCAGGCUGGAAAGGUCCCACCCAGUGGGAAGAGGGUGGUCCAACCCAACACAGGGCAGUAGGCAGUGUGUGUGCCCCAGGGCAUUAUCUGCACUAUUUAACCCUCACCACUUGGCUGUUUAACCUCUGUCACUUGGCUGAGGUCACACAGCGAGUAGUGGGGACUGGAAUGCAAACCCUAGCUCUGUGCUCUUCCUGCUGCUCCACCGCCCCCUUGGUGCAGAAGCCAACAGGAAAGCUAGAAGAGCUUCCAUUCCACACAUGCUUGUGGAGCCAUCUGUGAGCCACACCCCAGGCCAGCAGCUGACAGUUUGGGUGGAGGGUGGCCAGGAUAAGAAAUUUGGGGGGUGACCUUUGAAAGACUGAGGAGUCUGGUGCCACUUUUGACAGAAGUGAGAGGGACAGACCUGGAGUUGGCCCUUGGAGAGCGGUGCUCAGUGGAGUUUGGGAGUGGCAGGCAUGGCUGCGGUGGCCCAGUGUGACCAGCAGAGGGUGCAUGGGGCUUGUAGAAUCAGGUCCAGUCCUUAGCGCUCAGCCAGGGGAGCUGGGAAGAGGGACUGUAAGUUCCUCCUUCACCCCCAGGCAGGUACCCAGCCCAGAGGACUCCCUGGUGGACCUUUGGGCUUCUGAGGAGCUGGACUUGGCUGACAGUGAAGCUUUGUGUCUUUAACCCUCAGCAAUGAACGCUCUCCGAUGGGAAGGAGGCCCCCCGCAGAGGCCCCUGUUCCUUCCCCCAGAUUGAACACCAUCACUGAAAGGCAGUAUGGAGUGGUCGUUAAAAGCUCCAGCUUGGGAGUCAAUCAGACCUGGGUUCAAGUCUAUUUGCCAGGCUGAGCCUCAGUUUCCUCUCCUGUAAAUGGAGAUCUAGGAAUCUCUAUCUUGGGACAGUUACGAACAUACAAUGAGAUCGUGCUUGGAAAUCUCUUAGCAAGGGGUCUGGUGCUGGUAUGUGCUCAGUACGUGGUAGCUAAAAGAAUACGAGAUAUAUUCAGGUAUUAAUACCCCAGACUAGGCCUAAGUUUCCCACUUCUGCACUGCACCCCGCUCUGCUCACAUCCCCUCCGUGAAGGAACGGGACUGGUGGGCCUCUGGGCCUUGCAGCUCUCCUGUCUGCCUCUGGUCAUCUGAAGCCACAGCUGUGAGUCGUCUCCCAUGCCUGCAGCAAGUGCUCGGUAGACAGUGCUUGUGAAGUCAGUUAAUGAUAGCUCCUGUUUAUUGGGCAUUUCCUUACAUGUCUGUAGUGCCCCAUGGUUUACAAAGCGCUGUGUAAGUUCGUCUAUGGAGCAGAUUCUAAAGGCCCACGCUGUGCAGGGAGCUGGUGGCGGGGAUAUGGUGAGCAUGAGAGACCCGGACCCUAGGUCUACCCUCAGGGAGCCCACUAUCUGGGGGCAGGGGAGAGGGGGCUGGCAAGUCAGGAAUUAAAGGGUAUUUGCUUAGCUGCACCCUAACCCAGUGCCCUGACGGGUGGAGGGGUCAUGUUUCAUGGUCACAGGGGCCUUUCAAAGAAGAGUUAUCAAAAAAUAGGAGGGGUAAGAAUGUUCCAGACAGAAGGAGCAGUGAAACAGGCAUGGAGGUGAAGGGUGAGCAGGGCUGAUGAAAGAAGGGUCGUGAGGCUGGAGGGGUGGGGCUAGGGGAGAGCUGAGGCAAGGUGUGCAAAGUGAAUCCUUUGUGGGCCUUUCUCCUUGCACACCUCCAGGUCUGGGAGCUCAGCUAGGAAAUCCUUAUUUCAGGCCAAACCCGCUUCCUUCGACUUGCUAACAGCCACCACCAUGGAGCAUUUCCUACGUGCGCGAUGCAGUGCCAAGCACUUUAUGCGCAUUAUUUCAUUAAACCCAUAACACAAAGCAGCUACUAUUUUUAACCCCAUUCCACAGAUGAGGAACCUGAGGCUCAGAGGGGCAGUCUCUGCAGAGACCACAGGGCCUAGGAAUAGCAGCGCUUGGAUGCAGGCCCCCACCCCGGAGCCUCAGUGUUCCCAUCUGCACGCUGCACUGGGGAAGCUGGAAGGGGCCUGCCUUGAGCGUCCCCGGAGGUCCUACCGCCCUCAGACAGGCAAGUGGCCGCCCAGGCCAGUGCUUGGCGUAUCACUUUCAAUUCCUGGGAAGAAGGUUAAAUACGUCCAAGGGGCCAAUUGAGGCGCUGGCAGCAAGGGAAGGAGCAACCAAGUGACUUUCAAAGGGGCCUGAAUGCGUGGCCAGCCCCUCCCUUGGAGGAGGGGGCCCAGCUUCCUCCCAGCCUAAUGAUAUUCUGGGCUCAGCCCUCGUCUUUGGCGGCAGUUUAACCCGAGCUGGGGCGGAUUUCUUUCUCACUGAUCUCAGCUUGACACUCAAUUAGCACAAGAAUGGGAGGAGGAAGCCUGCGAGAGGCACCUCCCAGUCUCCCGGGGAGCACAAGGGGAGCAGGCGGGGAGACAAAAGGCAGUGGGCAGGGGGGCACCCGCGCCCUUGCCUCCCCCGCAGACGCUGCCAUUGUCUCCCUAGGAGCUUCAGAGGGGAUGGAGGCCAACGCCCGGCCUGGCCAGCCUGCUAGAGGGACAGGGGUUGGGGCCCAAGUCCCUCUUCUGUGUGGAUCCCAGGGGAAGACGUUUGGGUGAGCCAAGCCUAUCAGGACACAGUGAGCGUCAAGAAUCCUGAAGGCAUAACAACCUGGGGUUGGGGCUGGACACAUAGGGGUCCAUGGACAAGUUACCGGUUCUGAGCCUCAGUUUUCAUAUUUGGAAAAUGGAGCCAAUAGUAGCCCCUGUGAGAAAUCAAUCAGAUAAUGCCUAUAAAGCACCUGGCAGAUGCAAAGUGGGCAUUCAGUGCUCUUUGAAUAAAUACAUGUUAAACUAUUACUGUUACUAAUUAGGAGGAUGAGUAAGGUAGGCCUGGGGUCAGAAGAAAAGAGUUUCUAAGACUGAGAGCCAGGCAUUCACAGAAGGGGCUUACUUACUCAGGAGUGAGCUCCCAGUCUCUGGGCUAUGCAAGGAAAAGUUGGAGGCCCCCCUGCCUGUUGAAAUGUGGGAAGGAUUCCCACUCCUCUGGACGGGAAGGAGUGCCUCUGGCCUUCCUACACGCCAUAUCCUGCCCACCUCCACCUCCCGCAGUUCCUUGGGACAUGGGCUUGGAUGUGACUUCCUCUGGGAAGCCUUGCCUGAUCCCGGGGCUGGAAGGGGUCCUCCUCCAGCUCUUUCGGGCCCCUGUGUUUCCCCGUCAUAACAUUGAUUGCACUGUGUGGUCUGUUUUUAUGUCUGUGUCUUUUCCAGAAACAUCAGCCCCAGGAAGGCAGGGACCCCUUGGUUUUGUUCACCGUUGAGUUCCCAGCACCAGCACUGGACCUGGCACUUAACCGGUGCUCAAUGUUUGUUUGUCAAAUGGAUGGACCUUUUCAAAAGCUCUCUACCUCUCCUGUUCCAGCCCCAGGAGGCAGCAAUUCCCAGGGUUAGAGGAUAUUCAGCUCAGAGGUGGGCGAGGAUGAGAGGUCCUUACCUUGUUGGCAAAGAGAAGCCAUUAAAUGACUUUCAGCAA
Molecule: messenger RNA, 6917 nt
Organism: Vicugna pacos (alpaca)
Lineage: Eukaryota; Metazoa; Chordata; Mammalia; Artiodactyla; Camelidae
Source: RefSeq, a predicted model, not a curated record